GGGGGGGAAGUGUUCAUUUGCCUGAAGGUAGGAAGACCCUAUGGAGGGAUCUAGGUAGGCUGGUUUGAUAGACUGAGGCCAGCAUUCACUAUAUACAUGCAAGACAUAAACAAAAACAGUUUGUUGCAAAGUGUUUGCUGUAUGAACUUACGUCUCUCUUAAAAACUUCAGUGAGUUCUUCAAGAAGCAGAGAAGUACUGUAAAAUACUGGUGGUAAGAACAGUUUCCAAGGGGAACACCUUACAAAUCUCCUGGAAUGCUGGAUUUUGUAACACAAACUGGUAAUUCAAUUCUUGUAAAUAACCAAACACAUCAACGGAAGGGAGAGGAGAUGAUGAAUAAUUCAUAAAAAUGAAAAAGAGCUAAAUUUAUCAGGUGAUUAAUUCUCAACAAAUAUUUAGACUAAUUUUAAUUUUAUGUUCAUGGGUAUGAAUUCAAACACAGUAAAUCCAGGAAGCUGCAACUAACGUUCCCAUAGUGAAAUUAACUCAGGAACGUUCAUAGAUUUAAACAGUAUGUUUUAGAUUAUAUACCACACGUAGGUAUUUAUACAGAUUUACAUAUGUCUUGAAAAUAACUGCGGUUAACAAGCUCUGACAAUCAUCAUUAUUUGUUAACCGUUUCACUACCAGGACUUGCUAUAAUUCCUAGCAGUGGCUCAGGCUACAAUCGGCAGAACAGGGGAACUGGAGGGAGCGCUGCUGUUUCCUUUCCCCGUGCACCAUCUAUGGGCUUCGUGGGCAAGAAGCUCCCUCCUGUGGAAAUGUAUGGUUUUGCAGAAGGACGCAGGUGACGCCAAUUUGCUUUUCUCACUGUGUAAUUCUAUUAAAUCCAGUCCUUUAACUCCUAAAUUCCCCUUAUGCAGACUGAGCAAAAGAAGCAGAAUCCUAUUUUAGUUUUUCCCUUUAAAUCACUUUGCUACCUUCGACAGAAGCAGCUGUUCUUGCAGCCACAGUCUUGCUUCUCACGCCAAACCACGCUCUUGCACUGGUGCUGUGUGUAGCCAAACACAGUGUGUGCUGAGACCAGCAGCCCCCCUGUUGUUUGCUGCUUUUCACCCCCAAACUCCAGCCUUGUGAUAUCCCUUAACAAGCCAAAGACAUCUUUAAAACAAAUGUGUCCAACUCACACUGAAUCCAAUAGAGCUGCUUUUACCUGCAGGGCUGAAUUUGGCUGUCAGUGUCCUUGUAGGUGAGCAAUGUCUGCUUGCAUAUGUUUUCUUAUAUACUGCAAGCAGAUAAUGGUAUUGUAGUUCUUGGUAGUCAGCACAUAAUGACUUGGUUGCUGUUUUCGUGUGUUAGUAUGCUUUCUUUUUCUUGGAGAAAAAAAAAAAUAAUACUUGCAUAUGUGUGUGUAUGAAUGCCCUCUUUAAACCCAAUGGCGGCCUCCAAUAUGACCCAGAAUUGCCUCAGCCUCUGAACAAAACAAAGCACGGAGGCUGGGACAGCUCUUGCUACCAAGGAGAACUUCCUUGGCAGCCUGCUUGGCCUUGCUCCUACAUUUCUGCUCAGUAUCCUGGCAGAAAUAUAGUGCCAAUGCCAGCACUUUUUCAACUAGAAACUCCCUACUUAUGUGAGGACAAGAAUUCAGGUUCACCAAAGAUGCAGUUUGGUGUGAUAUUACCAAAGAAAAGUUAACAUUAUUAAAAAUAAAUAAAUAAAUCUGUGGCUGUACAAACUUUCUUAAUAACAGCGAUGUAUUUCACGUUUUGGGAGUUCUUUACAAAACUCACAUUUCUCAGUUCCCCAAUGGUUCCAAAGCCCAAAGGAGAAUUCAGUAUUUCCCACAAGGACAAGUACAGUCUAAAUUAGAUGUGCGUCCUGAACAUCUAUACAGAAACAUGGUUGUUCUAGUGAAGACCUUAAUUCAGCCAAGUAACUAGUUUGCCACUUGCUAGCUGCCGUGUGUGAUACAUAGCUUUUGUGCUCAGUAGAUGGCAGCAACAGUUCAUUAAUAGAAUGGCUUUCGCAGAUCACAAGGUGUACUCAGGACGCUGGUCAAAGGUCAACACACUUUUAACCUCUUAUUUCUCCCUUAACUGGAGGAUUUUUUUCUUUGUUGCCUGAUAUAAAACCUUUGGCGCAAGAUGUUGGCUUGUCCUUAUCGCCUGCUUUUUAUAGCUGGAUUACAGGUGACAAAUGCCUCAUGAGGUAACAUGGGCAGGAGCCCAGUCUACCUCAAAGAGAGCAUUUCCUUUGGUCAGCCUCAAGGUGAGGCUCCAGCCUCCGGCACCUGGAGUAUCUCUCUAUCUUCCUUAGGUGGAGGAGGGAGAAGCUCCAAUUCCAGGGCACUCCCCACCUUCUGCAGAAACAAAGUGAUAUGUCUAAAGGAAGCUGCUUUGUGGUGUGGUCCCUGGAAGAAUGGGGAGUUUCUAUGGGUAAAAUACCUUUGUCCCUGUGUCAUAUCAUCAUGGUGCACUGCAGUGUGCUGUCCUGGGGCAGAGGAGUGGAAAGCCCCAGUACUGCCAUAACCCCAGAUGAUAACAGUACCUGGGAAGAGAGUGGCAACACAGCAUCUCUGUAAGUUCUGAGAUCUUCUGGUUAUCUAAUAUAUUGGGGAUAUGAAAGUACGUCUCUUUGAACACUUUGUGCAAUUAAAAAAAAAAAUCUUAUUAAUUUUUUUGUUCUAUAAUUAGACAAAUGUUGGAAUGAUCUCAACUCAGUGUUUUCUAAGGGAGGUAAGUGGUUCCUGUAUUGAGAGAUAGAAAAAAAAAAAAAGCAAUUUCAUGAAUAUUACUUUAAUUCAAAGAGCAGCUACAGGUUUUUAACUGUACUUUUUGUUCCUGAAAAGUGGAACCCUUGGUGGGGGCAGGGGGAGCUGCAGCUUUAGAUCCUUAGGAAAAGUUACUCCAUAUUUUGUGACAGGAGAUUUGUUAUUUUUUCUGGAAUGCAAGAUGUUUUGUUAAACUCAGUCUCUCUUAGGAAUAGCAUCCUCAAAGCCAAAUCACUCCCAUUAGCAAUUGCCAUGAGACUGACUUGUUUAUUUAUCAGCAGUUAAUUCCUUCACUCCUCUCACAUGAAGCUAAGAAAUCAGUUUGCUAAAGAGAUGAAUACGUAUUUUUUGGAGUGAGGCAGCCCAGGCAAGAUACCACUUCCUGCUUUCUUUUCCAUAUUUGUUAAUGUUCUUUUAUUAGCACAGUACUAACCUUUCACAAAACAAAGAUCAGAUGGGCAGGCUGAUGCAUGCCUAGUGAUUGUGUCCCAGAGUACAUCAAUUCCUUUAACUUAAAGGACAGGAAAUUUUUGGCAUUGUGAAAAGAGGUCUGUAGGUGAUUUCCUGAUUGUGCAUCUCCAGAAUUGCUACUGAAAAUUAAUCUACAUUCACAAUUAGGUCUUGCAUUCCAUUCUCUUGCGAAAAUGAUAGCAGAGACCUCUCAUCCCCAUUAUUUUCUGUUUUCUUCUGGCAAAGGAUUAGUAUUUCUGUAGGAAUCAGAGUCCUGUCCUUAUGUACCCUGAUAGCCUCGAAGUCUACUUGAAAGCCACAGACUUGCGUUGAACAAGCCAUGUCAACAGGAUGUGUUAGCUCAGUGUGUACUUCAGGGGCUUUCUUACUGUGUGACAACCACACGAGAAAUAUCACUGAAAGAAGAUGAUGAAGAAAGAAAAAAUGUUUUAAGAAAAUCAUUGAUAACUCGCAGCUUGAUUAUACUCAACAAUUGAAUCAGAAACUGGAUGGCAAAUACAAUUUAUAAUACCAUGUGUUGGCCAAGUCCAUCAGAAAUGAUUGAUGUCUCAUCAUCACGGUUGGGUACCACAGGAUCCAACAAGGUGCCAGACUUUAGGAGGACCGGAGGCUGAACUGGCUGUGAGUAGGUUUCUUCCAGAAAAACGUCUGAGAGAAAAAGGAAGGGAUGUGCUGCUGUUCUCCUGGACGGGACAAAGAUAUCCUCAUGUAGGAAACGACGUUCAUCCCUAUCUCAAACAGACACGUUUGUUGGAAUAGAGUAUUUAAAUCUGUGCAUGCAUGGCAAGCCUUUGGGCCCCAGACUACAGCUGCUCUUAUCUGACAGACCACCAGCAGCUCCCUGGUUCUCUUUUUUGAGCUUCCCUCUUCUCCGUCACCAAUGGGCUGCUCAUGGAUUAAGGAUGGUGAGCGGCUCCCCAGGGCCUACAUGGAAAGCACAGUAAUUUGGGACAGCUUUAAAAAUUAUAGGAAACUUUCCAGUACUCUCAACCUGCUCAGACUUAAGAACAGCAUUUCUCCAAGCAGCGUGGAUCCUCUGUGCUGUCUGUAUUUCUCCAACUGGGACCAUCAUACCAAACGGUUACAAGCAGAUCCAGCAGUGAUCCACAGCAAUGCAAGCAAAUAACCCGGCACCAGCACCUGAAUUCUCCAAUACUGGCUAUGCACCAGGAAACCAGCCCCCCUAUGGCCACCCGCAGUAUGCAGCUGGGAACUUCUACGGCACGCCUGCAGCGGGGCCCUAUGCUUUCCAGGCACAGCCCGUGGGAAACCCAUCCGGAGCUGCUGUUCCACCCAUCCAGAACCAGCCUCCUGGGGCCAUCUGGAUGCCCAUCCCUCCUCCUCUUCCCAACUGCCCUCCUGGACUGGAAUAUCUCACGCAGAUUGACCAGAUAUUAAUUCAUCAGCAACUUGAGCUUCUUGAGAUUUUUAUUGGAUUGGAAUCAAACAACAAAUAUGAAAUCAAGAAUUCAUUGGGACAAAGGGUGUACUUUGCAGCAGAGGACACUGACUGCUGCACAAGGAACUGUUGUGGGCCAGCACGACCUUUCACCAUCAAGAUUAUGGACAAUCUGGGUCAUGAGGUGAUAAGGCUGGAGAGACCCCUCAGGUGUUCGUCAUGUUUAUUCCCCUGCUGCUUACAGGAGAUAGAAAUUCAAGCACCUCCAGGAACACCAGUAGGUUAUGUUGUCCAGAAUUGGCAUCCCUGCUUGCCCAAGUUUACUAUUCAGGAUGAGAAAAGAAUGGAUGUACUGAAAAUCAGUGGCCCUUGUGUCGUCUGCAGCUGUUGUGAGGAUGUUAAUUUUGAGGUGAAGUCUUUGGAUGAGGUUUCUAAUGUUGGGAGGAUUUCUAAGCAGUGGUCUGGGUUUUUGAAAGAAGCAUUUACAGAUACUGAUAACUUUGGAGUCUCAUUUCCAAUGGACCUUGACGUAAAAAUGAAAGCUGUCAUGCUCGGUGCUUGCUUCCUUAUCGACUUCAUGUUUUUUGAGAGUAUUGGUGACAGCCAUCAGCGAACGGGAGUGUGGCAGUGAAAUCUAGAAGUCUGUAUUUAGAAGGAAGAAAAUAAACCACCCACUUGCCAGUGGAUUACAGAGCUCCAGUGAGAAUGUGAGAAGUGGACCUCUUACACUUGUAAUUAUAUUUCUAUAAACUAAAAGCUUUAUUGUCUAGCUUCUGGUUCUGUAAUCUAAUGACACUGUUGUGUUCAAAUAAGCACCUUUUGUCUGUACAGAUCAAUACUGUAAUGUAUAGAAAUAUAUAGCAGCCUUUUUUCCGGUAAGUUUGGAAUUGUUGUAUUAAAAACUUAAUUCUUAAAAAAGAGAUCUAUUUCUGUGUUCAAUAAUAAUAUAAACAGUCAGCCUAAUAAAGAGGUUCUGGUCAUUUCCUA
Molecule: messenger RNA, 5569 nt
Organism: Gallus gallus (chicken)
Lineage: Eukaryota; Metazoa; Chordata; Aves; Galliformes; Phasianidae
Gene: PLSCR1
Product: phospholipid scramblase 1
Exons: 13
Coding region: 4296-5213 (305 amino acids)
Biological process (GO): plasma membrane phospholipid scrambling
Cellular component (GO): plasma membrane
Molecular function (GO): phospholipid scramblase activity
Source: RefSeq, a predicted model, not a curated record